GAGGGUGGGGCGCACAGAGGUCGCGCCUUUGGUAGGAGGAGGGCGCGCUGUUCCGAUCCUUGGCUUCGGCCUCGCCGUGUGCCAGUGUCCAGAGCCGGCCUCCAGCUCACCCCGCCUCCGGGGCCAGGCCUGCCCGCCGCCCCUAUGCAGUACGUGCCGCCGCAGAGUGCGAAAGCCCACCCCACUCAACUCAUACCCCCUCAGUUCGGCUACGUGAUCCUGGUGUUCAUUUACAGCUGGGUCAUGCUGGCUUACCUGGGAGCCAAAGUGGGCUUCGCCAGGAAGAAAUACAACGUCAAGUAUCCAAACAUGUAUAGUGAUAAAGAACCCAUAUUCAACUGCAUCCAACAUGCACAUCAAAACACAUUGGAGAUAUAUCCUCAAUGGCUGAUCUUCCAACUGAUAGCUGGAGUUGUCUAUCCGAUCACUGCUUCUGUGCUUGGUGUCAUUUGGGUAACCAGUCGAUUUACUUAUGCAUGGGGAUAUUACACAGGGGUGCCAGAGAGAAGAAUGACUGGGUCCUACGGAUACAUUGGCCUUCUGGGAGUCAUUUUCCUGUCCAUAUUCAUUGCUUUUAAAACCCUUGUUUCACAGUGAUAAAACUACCACAACAAUAGGUUGUGAAAGGUUUAAAAAAAAGUUGUCAGGCAUUCAACAUAUCCAGCCAUUUUGAAAUGGACACCAGCUCCGAACUUCUUCCUGCUCCUUGUUUAUCAACUGGUUUAAAUAUUGCCAACAUGCGGUAGAGUUUUCUUCCAGCUAUGUUAUGCACUACAGUUUUGUUAUAUUUAAUCAAAUGGUAUACUGGGAAACAAGAUUAAAUUCCAAAUUUCUUUUUUUUUUUAAUCUUUAGGCUAAAUUUUAAUUUUUACUUUUUAGCUAAAUUCUGUGAUUCUUGUUGAAGUAAUAUUGAACUGAGUUUAAUAUUUUUCAUCUUUCAAGAUGGUCACUAAAGUUAUUUCAAAAUUUUAAUCUAACAGCCUCAGUUUAUAUUAUGGGUUGAAUUUAAAUCUGACAAAAGAUUACAAGUAGAAAAUAUAAAUGUACAGAACUGGUGAAAGAAUGUUAAGUUAUAAUUCAGCUGAUAGGAACAUAUCAACCAUUGAAAGAGAAAGCUAGGGAAAGGCAAGGCUGUGAUUCAUCAAUGAAUGCCCUGACAGUGACAACUGAAACAAGUAUACACUUUUCAUAUGUUCACUGACUUGUAUAUUACGUGUUUGACAGAUUUUCAAAACCAUUAAAUGUUAUCCAUUUUAAACUUCAUUCAAAUCAAAUAAUGGAAUGGCUUUUAGUAUAAUUUUGUCUUAAACUUCAUGCAUCUUGUUGUAACCAUUCAUCAGGAUCCAACUAGUCAAUUAUUUCCUCAAAAGUGCAUUUUUAAUGUACAAUUCUUGAUGUGGUUGUUCCCGAUUUAAUUUCUAAAUAAAUAUCAACUUUAAAACUAACGUUAGUUAUUUUUGUGGUACAAAAACUCUAUAAAUUAAAAAGCUGUGUAAUGUAUAAAUGGACAGCAACAAACCAUCCAAUACUUUGCAGAAAAAUGCUGAAGUAACAGGAUACAACCUUCAUAGAUUGCAACAAAAAAUUCUUCACACUACAAUAACCAACACCCGGUCCAGGAGUUAAAAAGAAACAUAAUGGCUAUCAGUGACAAUGGUUUUAAAUGCGUACUCCAUUUUUAAGUCAUUUUAAAGUUUUUCUUCACUGAAGUUUCAUCACUGAACUGUUCCCACAACCAAGAUUCAUUUUCAAGGACCUUUAAUCUCAUGUUCUCAAUACUUAUUUUCUUUUUGCAUUAACAGUUUCUUGUCUUUCACACACCGGUUGUCCGCCCUGGUGAUGCGACCUUUCA
This is a messenger RNA of Mobula hypostoma (lesser devil ray), 1852 nucleotides long. RefSeq names its product microsomal glutathione S-transferase 3b (gene mgst3b). Gene Ontology annotation, molecular function: glutathione transferase activity; glutathione peroxidase activity. The record is from RefSeq and is a predicted model, not a curated record. NCBI's taxonomy places the organism in Eukaryota, Metazoa, Chordata, Chondrichthyes, Myliobatiformes, Myliobatidae. Bases 145 to 597 code for a protein of 150 amino acids. The transcript has 4 exons. Gene Ontology annotation, cellular component: endoplasmic reticulum; membrane; nuclear envelope.